This is a messenger RNA of Morchella sextelata, 294 nucleotides long. RefSeq lists its product as uncharacterized. Lineage: Eukaryota; Fungi; Ascomycota; Pezizomycetes; Pezizales; Morchellaceae. The transcript has a single exon. The record is from RefSeq and is a predicted model, not a curated record. The coding region runs from base 1 to 294 and encodes 97 amino acids.
AUGUCCUCAACAACCCCUGAACAGCUGAAGUCCCUCCAACUGGAAGUUCUCACCCUCAAAGCCGACUACGACAGAUUAUCCGCGGACUACCACCAGUACGCUAUCCUAUUCUCCAACCCCUUACGUACCGUAACCCUCAACACGCGCAAUGGCGAGGUCGUCAUUUUCGACGCCGAGGAGCAUGAGGCCCUGCAGCGUAGAAAGAGCCGUCUCCUUCAGUGGAUGAAGGACAUAGAGCAGUUGAUUCAGAAUAGAGGAAAGAUUAUCAACAACGUUAUCGUCUUAUCUAGCUGA